Molecule: messenger RNA, 2778 nt
Organism: Rosa rugosa (rugosa rose)
Lineage: Eukaryota; Viridiplantae; Streptophyta; Magnoliopsida; Rosales; Rosaceae
Exons: 6
Coding region: 1-2778 (925 amino acids)
Molecular function (GO): protein dimerization activity
Source: RefSeq, a predicted model, not a curated record
AUGCCUAUUUUCGAAGAAGAGAUCGAUUCAUCGAAUUUUGGUGAUUCUAAAUUUGAUCUCGAUGCGGAGCCAAUCUAUGAUAAAUAUGAUGAUAAUUAUAAUUUGAUUAUUGGUUUCAAAAAUCAUAUGAAGGAGUUCAAGUUCUUUGAAGCUCUUGAUGUGGAGAAUUCAGACCAACAAGUGGUCAAAUGCAAAAGCCAAUUUGUGGUUUAUUCUGAAGACACCAUGUUCUAUGAUAUGGUAGUUGAAUUCCAGUUUAGUGCUUUAUCAGACCAAUUGUAUCACUCACCAGACCACCACAAUGAUGUGAGAAGGAAAGUCGUAAAUCAAGUGAUUCAGCAUUGUGGUGUCAUUGGUGUGAAACUAGUAAUGUUUCCUAAGAAAUACGCAUCUGGUAGUGAAAAAAGAAAAAGAAAAAAACAGCAAGAAGAUUUUAUAAGCUCCCAAAGAGGUUCUUUAGAUAAGUUUUUUAAGAAAAGAGGUGUUUCUUCGGAAAAUCAAAGUGAAAAUGAGGUAACUGAAGGAGUUCAAGAUAUAGGUGAGAACGAAAAUGAGGUAGCGGAAAGAGUUGAAGAUAUAGGUGAAAAUGAAAAUGAGGUAGCCGAAGGAGUUGAAGAUAUAGGUGAACAUGAAAAUGAUCAAACAGAAAAUAUGGAAGAAACAAAUGUGCUUGAAAGUGAGAAUAUUGAAAUAAAUUGUGUGAGUGAACCUUUAGAAGGUACAAUGCCUUUGAAUAUAUAUGAUCCUAGAGUUUGGGAUAGUUUAGAUGGAAAAAUGAGAGAUCUGCUUGUUGAAAAAGGUCCUAUUAGAGAAACCAAUAUUGUUUUUCCUAAGGAUAAUCUAAAUAGGGGGUUCUCUUUGGAUUAUUUUUCUCAAAAGAUGAGUAAUGGUGAACUUUCCGAUAGAAAAUGGUUGGUUUAUUCAAAAGAUUUGGAUAAAAGUCAAUUAGCAAAUGAAGGAAUUAAUGAUUGGAAACAUUUGGGGGAUAAGCUUAAACAACAUGAAAAGAGUCGUGAACACCUCUCUAACCUUAGAGCUUGGAAUGAGCUACGAGUGAGAUUGAGCACAAAUCAAACAAUUGAUAAAGAAUUACAAGAGCAAAUCAAGAAAGAUACAGAGCAUUGGAAAGAAGUCAUGGUUAGGGUAAUUAGUGUUAUUAAACGUCUUGCUAUGAAUAAUAUAGCCUUUCGUGGAACAAAUGAAAAAAUCUAUGAGGAUUCAAAUGGAAAUUUCUUAGGCUUUCUUGAAUCAAUAGGAGAGUUUGAUCCAAUAAUGAAGCAUCAUUUUCGACUCAUUCAAAAUAAAAAUAUUCAUUAUCAUUAUCUUAGUCAUAAAAUACAAAAUGAAUUGAUAGCUAUGUUGGCAUCAAGUGUCAAGAGUGCGAUUAUAAAGAAGAUUAAAGAGGCUAAAUAUUUUUCUGUGAUUCUUGAUUGCACCCCUGAUGCUAGUCACAAAGAGCAAAUGACUUUGAUAAUAAGAUGUGUAGAUGUUGCAAGUUGCCCAAUAAAAGUAGAAGAGUAUUUUUUGGAGUUUUUAAAUGUGGAAGAUACAUCGGGUUUGGGUCUUUUUAAUGAACUACAAGCUGCUCUAAGCUCUCUUGAUUUAGAUAUUGAUGAUGUGAGGGGACAAGGUUAUGAUAAUGGUUCCAAUAUGAGAGGAAAACACCAAGGUGUUCAGAAAAGGUUACUUGACAUAAAUCCUAGAGCUUUUUAUAUGUCAUGCGAUGAAUUAACUUUGAAAUCUUUGUCGGCUACACGGUGGGAAAGUCGUAUUGAAAGUGUGAAAGCAAUAAAAAGUCAAUUUCCCAAAAUAAAAGAAGCUUUAAUCAAACUUGCUGAAGUUGGUGAUGCAUAUGAUAAUCAUUUGAGUUGGGAAGUUGGGAAAUUAUUAGAUGGUGAAUUUUCAAGUUUUGAUUUCAUUUUAAGUUUGGUUAUAUGGCAUGAUAUUUCGAACAAAAUAAACAUGGUAAGCAAAAAUUUGCAGGCUGGAGAUAUGAUUCUUGAUGUUGCUAUUAAAAGUUUAAAAGGGUUGAUUUCAUUUUUUGAAAAAUAUAGAGAAGAUGGAUUUAAUUCUGCUAUAAUUGAUGCUAAAGAAAUUGCAAAUGAAAUGGGAAUUGAGUCUGUAUUUCCUGUGAAGCGUAGGGUUAUAAGAAAGAGACAUUUUGAUGAGAUUCCUAAUACAGAUAGAGAACAACAAUCAGCUCAAGAAGAUUUUAGAACUGAUUACUUUCUUGUCUUAGUUGAUAUGGCUCUUUCUCAAUUGAAGAGUAGAUUUGAACAAAUGGAAAGUUUUGAAUAUGUAUUUGGCUUCUUAUUUGAGGCAUCACAGUUGGUUUCAUUGGAUGAUGAAGAAAUGAAAAAUUGUUGUUUGAAACUUGAACUUGCUUUGAAACAUGGUGAGUUGUCUGAUAUUGAUGCAAAAUAUUUGCUUUCUGAGUUACAAAUAUUGCAGGAAAUGCUACCAAAUGAAGCAUAUGAAACAGGAAAACCAUGGAAUUCCAUUAAAAUUAUGGAGUUUGCAAAAGAAAUGGAUAUGUUUCCAAAUAUUUUGGUUGCUUAUAGGAUUUUAUUGACUGUACCUGUUACAGUAGCAUCUGCGGAAAGAAGUUUUUCAAAAUUAAAGUUAUUAAAAUCUUAUUUGCGGACAACGAUGACUCAAGAUAGGUUGAAUGGUUUGGCAAUCUUGAGUAUUGAAAAGAAUAUGUUGAAAAAUGUUGAGGUUGAGCACAUAAUUGAUGACUUUGCAUCUAAAAAUGCAAGAAGAAGUCAUUUUAGAUGA